UAUCGUGACGUCACAGGGGCAAGGCGGAGUUCCCGGUCGUAUUUGUGAACGAGUGACAACCAAAGUUGGUCUGUGAUUUCACCGAAACUACUCAUUCAACAAAAUACAACUUUGGACUGAUCUCAAUUACAUUAUGGCAAAAGAGUAUGAUCAUUUAUUCAAGUUGUUAAUUAUCGGAGACAGCGGUGUUGGAAAAAGCAGCCUUUUACUUCGUUUUGCAGACAACACUUUUUCAGGAACAUAUAUCACAACAAUUGGAGUAGACUUCAAAAUCCGUACGAUUGAUCUUAACGGAGAGAGGGUGAAACUACAGAUAUGGGACACAGCAGGCCAGGAAAGGUUCCGGACAAUAACAUCAACGUAUUAUCGUGGUACCCAUGGUGUUAUAGUAGUGUAUGAUGUUACCAGUGCAGAGUCUUUUGUCAAUGUUAAAAGAUGGCUGCACGAAAUUGAACAAAAUUGUGAUGAUGUGAGCAGAAUAUUAGUUGGCAACAAAAACGACUGUCCAGAGAGGAAAGUGGUCUUGACGGAAGAUGCAACAAAUUUUGCUGAACAAAUGACAAUUCAGUUAUUUGAGACGAGUGCGAAAGAGAACAUCAACGUGGAAGAGAUGUUCAACGCCAUCACUGGGCUAGUACUGAAACAAAAGAAAGAGAGUGCUGCAAAGCAGUCAGCUCAAGAAAACAGCCAGACGGUCAAGCUAACUGCCAGGGGAGGCAAAAAAGGCAAAAGCGGCUGCUGCAAAUGAUCCAAUCAUUCUAGAUAGUUUACUAGGCUUCUAACAGGUCCAGGCUCCAAGCAGUUCACCAUAUAAUAGAGAGGUUUCGCAUGUGAACAGAUACGUAUAUAUAUACAUACUUAAAACUAUCUGUAAUAACCUAUCAGCCAUUCCACCAUGUACACAUACAUCUGGAAGCCUUACCAAUGGCAGUAGUAAUCCACAAUGGCAGCAUCCAAUCGGAGUCUUGGUUUCAAGCAUGCAGAUAUAUUUAGCAAUCAGUCCUCAUUGGAUCAAAUUGCACAUGAUUCAAUUAAAAAGGAGAAUGUGAAAAUCGACAAUUGACAUGAUACACACUGAUGUGUAGCGAGUACAUAUAUCCAUGCCGUGUUGAUAUGCAAUAUACAUGUAUAUGUCGUGCCACAGCUGAUAGGCCUAUUGUGAAUGUAUCAAGACAUCGUAUGCGAUUGGCUACGUGAUACACACUGAUGCAUAGCCAGCAAUGUAUGUACAUGUAUCCGUAUCCUGUUCAUGCGCACCUGAUAGGCCAAUCAUGUCUGAUAUCGCGUAUGAUGUCACAAGACCACACAAACUGCUAUAAGUUAUCAUGCGAAGCCUCUCUAAUGUCUUUCUGGUCUACCACAUCCACACUCGUCCAAAAAUUCAGUCAACUCAGGGCUGAUAUUUUCAAUCGAGUGUUGAGUUGUUUCCAAGGCUAACUUUGUAUGUAUUUUAUUUUGAUAAAAAAUCUUAAACCAUCAAACAAAAAAGGUAAUGUAAUUUGGACUGCUGUACUUCACUCUGCUUAUAGCCUUUGCUUUUUACUGUACACAUUUUGUAAAUAUUGAGGAAUGUGUAAAGGCUGGUUUGCAGUCGAUCACACAAGUGAAACAAAUUAUUAUAGUUAUUACUCAUUUCCAGUAAUGAAACCAAGGAUUCCUCAAAAGCGCCCAAGGCACUGCAGCUUGCAAGCCAGAAUAAACCUGUGGAGAAAAGACAAUGAGAAGAAAUUACAGUUUAAGAGGUGGGAGGAAAAGCCCAGGGGAAUAUUCUGGGGAAAACCCACUGAAUCAGGUAGGGACUGAAAACCGAAUCCACAUUGGCUCAGGCAGGAUUCGAACCCGGGUCACAGCGGUGGAAGGCGAGGAAAGUAUGGCUACGCCAACCCAACCUGAACAUUGAUUAUGUUCACAGUUUAUAGUUGUCAUUGAAGUGCUGGCUUCUGGUCCUGAAGGAAAAAUUGAACUUUGACACUGUCACUGACCCAGCUUUUAACAUCGAACCGGUAUAAGUGCUGGUUCGGAAAAGAACAAUGAAUGUAAAAAUGUCAUAGAAAUAAUAAUAAUAAUAAAACGGUUCUUAUAUAGCGCAUUA
Patiria miniata (bat star) is the source of this 2092-nucleotide messenger RNA. Its product is annotated as ras-related protein Rab-35-like. The coding region runs from base 134 to 748 and encodes 204 amino acids. The record is from RefSeq and is a predicted model, not a curated record. NCBI's taxonomy places the organism in Eukaryota, Metazoa, Echinodermata, Asteroidea, Valvatida, Asterinidae. Gene Ontology annotation, molecular function: GTPase activity; GTP binding. Gene Ontology annotation, biological process: protein secretion; regulation of exocytosis. The transcript has 6 exons.